This is a messenger RNA of Rhipicephalus microplus (southern cattle tick), 2023 nucleotides long. RefSeq names its product receptor-type tyrosine-protein phosphatase F. Gene Ontology annotation, molecular function: protein binding. The record is from RefSeq and is a predicted model, not a curated record. NCBI's taxonomy places the organism in Eukaryota, Metazoa, Arthropoda, Arachnida, Ixodida, Ixodidae.
AUGGCUGCUGGAGUGACUCGCAAGGAGAUAUGUUUUAUAGCGGUCGUCCUUUGCUGUGCUGUACCUGUCGCUACUGCCUCAGCCAACUCGACCGGUGAACAGGCACGAGCCAGUGUGGAUUGGAGCUGCGAAGAGAAGCCGCCAGCCUCGGCGAGUGCACUCGAUGACGCGGCUGCGAACGUCACGGAGUCGGCGAACGCGACCUGGUGCGUGGGCCACGAGCCGUCCUUCACCGUGAGCAGCUCGUCUAGCGCCGUGAAGGUCAUUCUGGACGAGCCGCAGAGUGAGGAUCAGUGGACCUGCGUGUGCGCCAUCAACGCGCUGCUGGCGUCCCGCAUGAAGGAGAUUGCGUGCUCGAGAAACAAAUCCGUCCGGACACCGCCACUGUGCCGCAGCGGUAGUUCCAGCACCUUCUACAUCGGAAGUCUCACGGCCGAGACCAAAUACACGGUCUGCGUGCGCUAUCUUUGCGCGGGAGAGAAUGUCAGCGAUGUCGCCUGUAAGCCCACUACAACAGGACCCACACCGAAGAGUCAGCCGGUGCUGUCGACGCCAUUCGAAAUGACCGUCCACGUCGACGCUACGAGCACCACCGCCAACGUGACGUGGAGCACGACCGAAGCCGCUGCUCACGGGUUCACCGUGUCGCUGUGGAAGCCGGUCACGCACAGCGCCCACGAUCAGGUGCCCGUUCAGUUGGUCAAGACCGAAGAGCCCCACUGCGAGUUCCGGUCGCUGGAACCGUACACGGUUUACAAGGUGGAAGUGAGCACUGUCGUUCCCAAUGGCGGAAUCGUAGCCAAUGAAACCAUCUUCAAGACGCAGCCAGGAGCACCCACUGCACCACGGCACCUGCGGCUAACAGGCAUAUCCAGCACUGCGAUAAGUCUCGAGUGGUCGGCGCCACAAGAGAUGCGCGGCCCUUUGUUCGGCUACACGGUAUUCUACGGUCCCGCACGCGAACAUCAAAAGCGCAGCUCUCUGGAAACGCAGAACACUUCGGUCACCGUGACGCAUCUAACUCCGGACACGUUCUUCGAAGUGUACGUCAAGGCGUUUAACAAGCUGCACGACGGCACAGAGGUGGCCAGCGUUCCGGCCCGCAUCGAGGUCAAGACCAGCAUCGGAGCCCCUUCCAAGAUUCAAAACCUGCGCGUGGUUAGCCGCUCCACGAGCACAGUGGUGGUGAGCUGGAGCGCGCCGCUCAAGUCCAACGGGCCCUUGGACGGAUACGUGGUGCAUUGGUGCAACCAUAGCAGCGAUGGCAACAACUCUAGCUACGCCGACUGGAUGGCGAAGCUGACUAACCACUCCGAGUGCCACACGUUGAAGUCUGCGAGGGAUACUCGGGCCACCAUCGGUCCACUCGUCCCGGAAUCUACGUACGUGGUUGCCGUGAGCGCCUACAAUCUGCAGGCUGACCGUCACCGGUGGAUUGAGAGCAGUCCCGAGACCAUCACCGUCGAGACGCUGCCAGAAGCGCCGCCCGCACUUCGCGCCUUGGACGUGCGCAUGGUGAGCGCCGACUCGGUCGAGACCAACUGGGAGUCCCCGGCGCCUGGCGUCGUGGGCUACGUGGUCGCCUGGUGCCAGAACCAGCGCUGCUCGGAGAAAACUGUUACGGGUACGCGCCUUAUCAUCCACAACCUACACGCCGACAGCGACUACAACGUCAGCGUGGUGCCCUUCCGAAUGGACAGCCAGAACAACAAGGUGCUUGGGCCUCUCACCACUAAGCAAGUCACCGUCACCGACAGCAUCGAUGCUGUUAUGGCCGACAGUUACCUCGUAGGGACCAUCGUGUGCUCGGUGAUAGUCACUGCCUUGGGUCUCAUUGUAUUCGUCGUCUGCCGCCGGAAGAAAGGAACGGGCCCUCAGCUUUACAAGAGGAUGAGCUCCUUGGAAAAUGACGACGAUGACAUCGUUUUCAUGAAGACUGUUCCGAGGCGAACAUAAGACCUGCGGUCCCAUCAGAUAGGUCUACGAGAAGAAGAAAAAUUCUCACGUAUUCUAUGUUAUCGAA